Drosophila teissieri is the source of this 474-nucleotide messenger RNA. RefSeq lists its product as uncharacterized. The record is from RefSeq and is a predicted model, not a curated record. The coding region runs from base 64 to 474 and encodes 136 amino acids. The transcript is spliced from 2 exons. Lineage: Eukaryota; Metazoa; Arthropoda; Insecta; Diptera; Drosophilidae.
UAUCGAUAUGACAAGAACUUUUUGCAAAAUAUAACUUUCUUAAAACGCAAAAAGCUUCACAGAAUGUCGAAAGCUACUUACUUAAACCGUUGCGGCUACAGCGGGAUGCAAUACCUUAUCAACCAUGUCUCUUGGAAACGACUAGUUGAACAAAACCACGACAUGUUUAUCGUGGUUAUUAUUAUGUCUUUUAAUACUGACAAGGUUUAUCCGCAGGCCCUAACUCAUUUUCUCAUCGGAGACUCGAUACUGGCCCUUCCAGCAGCCAGCCUUAACGCACAUUUCCUGAACCUACAACGGAUCCUACGACAGUUCUAUUUGAGGGUCGGUUACAUCUUAAUAAGCAGGGAUGACAGGGGGGGUCCUACAGAGUGGGGUCUGAGACACGUAACUGAAAUGCACCGUGGUCUAAAUGCAAAUAGCAGUUUUAAAUGUUAUUUCUUAAGUAUUAAUUUCGAAAAUGCAGUUAUAUGA